UCCAUGUGACUUCUGAAACUUAAUGGAUUUUCAGGUUAUGGAUGUAAAGUGGGUUUCCAGGGAAUCUGAAUCUGGUCAAAUACUAUGUUACAACAGUAUCACUGGCGAGAUAAGAUGGCCGAAUGUCGAUAACAAGGAUGUUCAACUAUCUAUGGCCAUUGAUGACCAUGAGCUAGCYAAGAAAGACUUUGAAAGGAACUGYCAUGAACCGCAAGUCAUUCACAUCUCAAACAACAGCCUCUUGGUACAUUCAUCCUAUGAAGAAGUACAUGAUGGGUUGAACARCACUGAUCAUUACAACAAUAAUAACAACACAGGGUCAUCACUGAAAGAAAAACCCUCCAGUUUGAAGUACUUCAACUGUACCAAGUGUAGCAUGGUGUUCACUGCUGCAGCUUUUCUAGCAAAACAUAUCAAAAUAGACCAUGACUCACAGUCAGAACAAACAUGCAUUCAACAGCCUAGUAAACUUGACCUUUGUGAACCAGUGAACAAGAAGCAAAGAAAAGAACAAAGCAGACAUGAUACAACUAGUGAACAACAGCCAGUUCAAUGUGAUGCCUGUAACAAGCUCUUUGUUGAUGAAGCUGUUCUUGCAUGUCAUUUGAAAAUGCAUUYUCAUUCAARAAAGAAUAAUCAUAGUCAAAAAAGRAGGCAUACUAUCUCAAGUAAUCCCACAGCAUCCAAAUACUGUGAAAGCACUCAACUAGAACAUGGAAAACAGAAAUUUGAGUGUGAGCAAUGUAGACRACAGUUUUCAAGUAUGAACUCAUUAUCACAACAUCAACGAAGACAUGCUGCAAAGACACCAUUCAAGUGUUGUUAUUGUAGUAAGGUGUUUGUAUUUGCAGGYGACCUCACCAAACAUGUCCGUUCACACACUGGUGAAAAGCCAUUCCAGUGUAAUGAAUGUGACAAGAGGUUUUCAUUGUCUGGUAAUUUAAAGAARCACAUGAGURUUCACUCUGAUGAUAAACCAUUUGAAUGCCACCUUUGCAGUAAAAGCUUUAAACGGUCAUCRCACUUGAAAAGUCACAUCAAAUCACAUUCUGGAGAAAAGCCUUUCAAGUGUGAGUUGUGCAACAAGCASUUUACUCGAGAAUCAGGGCUGGUAGCCCAUAAUAGACUACACCAGGRGGAGAAACUAUUUCAAUGUCARGAAUGCUUUAAAUGUUUCCAUUUCAAUAGUGACUUAGUGAAACAUAAAAGAUCCCACACAGGGGAAAGGCCAUAUGUAUGCGAUUACUGUCACAAGGGCUUUUCCCAACCAGGCCAUUUAAAGGUUCAUCAUCGCUCACAUACUGGAGAUAAACCUUUCACAUGUUCAAUUUGCAAAAAGUCAUUUGCUAGCGCACAAUAUCUGGCCAAUCAYAGGCGUCUGCAUAGUGGUGAGAAGCCAUUUCAAUGCAGUCAGUGUGAUAAAAAGUUUGCUCAAAAAGGAAAUCUAUUAAAUCAUGAACGAAUUCAUUCUGACGCUCGACCUUAUAUAUGCAGUGACUGUGGUUUUGGCUUCAAAGAUCCAAGCAGUCUAGUCAAGCACAAGAAACUCCAUAACAACAUUCGGCCAUAUGUGUGCAAAUUGUGCGAAAAAACGUUCACUCGUGGAAGUCAUUUGAGAAUUCAUGAACAAAAGGUUCACAAGAAAAURAACACAGUCAGUGAAAGCAAACAAAUUUUUGAAUGAUCACAGUCCAUGCAGCCAUGGAUGACAGUAACUACAUGUAGGCAUAAAUCAAUAUCAUAAGUACUUUUUAACCCAAGGGCAGGUGGCUGCUGGAAGCUUUUUUGUACUUUCUAGUAUCUUACUGGUCGUCCCAACUGAUUAGGAAUACAUGUAUUUCCAAAUGAAAUUAACUUUCUAACAAAUUUCCUUACUGUUUAUAUGUGGGAAGCAUCCCAGGAAAUCYUUCGAACAUUUCUAUGAAUAACUAUUUGAAUGCUCAUUGAUAUUAAUUAUGUAUUUUUGGAAUUGGAAAGUUUCUCAUACAACCUCAUUCCCAGGCCCUUUAUCCCUUUGCUUGCGGUCCCAAAGAGAAGGGAUGAAGGGCCUGGRAAUGAGRUUUCUCAUAGAAAGCAAUAUAUUUUGUAUUCAAUAAAUUGAGCCAGUUGGUUUGAAAUUAGCAUGUGUUACAUCUGGCAUUUCUAUCUAAUUUAGAAAUUCCAGAUGUAACACAGGCUAGUUUGAAAUGGGUUUCACAACAUGUUUUGUACUAAAAACUUCUUUGUAAAUAAAGGCGUUUUUAUGUGUGGAUCCA
This is a messenger RNA of Exaiptasia diaphana, 2255 nucleotides long. RefSeq names its product zinc finger protein OZF. The coding region runs from base 23 to 1684 and encodes 553 amino acids. Gene Ontology annotation, molecular function: RNA polymerase II cis-regulatory region sequence-specific DNA binding; DNA-binding transcription factor activity. The transcript is spliced from 2 exons. The record is from RefSeq and is a predicted model, not a curated record. NCBI's taxonomy places the organism in Eukaryota, Metazoa, Cnidaria, Anthozoa, Actiniaria, Aiptasiidae. Gene Ontology annotation, biological process: regulation of transcription by RNA polymerase II.